AUGACUAGCUUAACGGCAUCUCCGACUUGCCAAAGAAGCACGUGCAGAGGCAACGUACCGCCCGGCUCGAAAAGAAUCACCAGAUUGCAAGAGAAACAACAGCUCAGGAACCUCAAUGACCGUCUGGCCGUGUACAUUGACACAGUCCGAAAUGUAGAGUCUGAAAAGGAUAAGAUCAACUUAGAAAUGACUCAAAUAGAGGUGGCGAAAACCCGGCAGUUAUGUAAGAAAAUAGACGCGUAUGAGACUGAGCUCGCCGAUGCCAGAAAGAGUUUGGAUGAUUCUUCUAUGAAUCGAGCCUGGCUACAGAUUGAACUGGGAAAACUCAAAUCUGAGCAUAAAGAACUGUUACAGAGCUACGAUAAAAGGGAAGCUGAGGUAGUAGAAGCAAACACCCGCUUGAAGGACUUGGAAGCUGAGCUCAUCACUAAAGAAGGCCUGCUUACUAAGUCCUCAACUGAAAAGAGCAACUUGGAGGCCAACAUUGCUGAGCUGCAAAGGGAAAUAAGUGAGUUGAAUAGUCUUCUUGCUCAAACCAAGGAGGAGCUUGCUAAUGUAACGCUGUUUCGGGUGGACUUAGAAAACCGCCAUCAGAGCCUCAAAGAGGAGAUGGAGUUUCGUAAGACCCUGCACCAGGAGGAGGUGAAGGAAGCGUGCCAACGGUACGAGACACAUCUGGUGGUGGUGGAGUCUGAGCACAAAGAGGAGUAUGAGUCUAAACUCAGUCUGGCCUUAGCAGAGAUGAGAGUUCAGAAUGAGGAGCAGAUGAGAAUCUACAAAGAGAGCAUGGAGAACACUUACACCGCUAAAAUGGAUAACGCGCGUCGGCUAUCUGAGAUGAAUGGAAAUUCCGCCAGCAUUGCCAGAGAGGAGCUACGAGAGUCCACCUUAAGGGUUGUGAGCCUCACUGCCCAAUUGGAAGGACUUCAGAAAGAGGCUCGUGGUUGGCGUGAUCGCGUAACAGAACUGGAGGAGGCACUCGCUAAGGAAAAAGACGCAAGACGCAAACUACUAUUCGAAAAAGAUAGCGAAGUGGCUCAGAUUCAGAAAAAGAUGGAGCAGCAGUUGAAUGAAUACGAACAACUGCUGGAUGUUAAAUGUGCUCUCGACAUGGAAAUCAAUGCAUAUCGCAAACUUAUAGAGGGAGAAGAGGAAAGAUUGAAGCUGUGUCACAGCCAUUCCUCUCGUGGAGACAUGUCUUCAGUCUCUUCCAGCAGCCGUAGUGUUCACACAACUCAGGGAAAAAGGAAGCGUAUUUUUGUUGAGGAACAGGAAGCUAGCAGCUCGGUAUCUAUUGCUCUUUUUGCCUCCUCAGCCACAGGUCCCAUUGUAAUCGAUGAGAUUGACACUGACGGCAAGUUCAUAAGCCUCCAGAACACUGGCGAGAAGGACCAAGCCAUGGUGGGCUGGGAAGUCAUUAAAGCUAUUGGAAAUGUGACAGCAACGUUCAAAUUCACACCCAGAUAUAACCUGAAGGCUGGACAGAAAGUCACGAUUUGGAUGUCUGAUACUGGCAUGAGUUCCAAACCCCCUACUGAUCUUAUUUGGAGGGACCAGUUCUCCUGGAGAUCUGGAGAGAAAGUCCAUGUGGUUUUGAUCAACGCUAAGGGAGAGGAGGUGGCAAAAAGAAAGACUGCAGAUGAAGAGAAUGUUGAGGAAUUUAGUGCCAUUGAUGAAAAGUUUAUCAAAGAUGACCUUUCCAAAGAAAAUGAUGCCCCUCACAGUGGCCAGAAAAUCUGCUCCAUCAUGUGA
Messenger RNA from Nerophis lumbriciformis (worm pipefish), 1752 nucleotides. Lineage: Eukaryota; Metazoa; Chordata; Actinopteri; Syngnathiformes; Syngnathidae. The record is from RefSeq and is a predicted model, not a curated record.